GUUCCGCUCCGCGCUCUCCCCGCCGCGGCCCGGCCCCAGCCGCCGGGGCCCGGCCCAGCACCGCGGGGCCAUGGCCGAGUGGGCGCCCGCCCAGGUGCAGGAGUGGAACGUAGAAGCCCCCCACCUGAUGCCGCUGCAGCCGCCGCUGCUGCCGGAGCGGGCGCACGUGCGGGAGGCACAGCUCCACUCCGCCGAGGCUUCGCUCUGGACCGUGGUGGCCACGGUGCAGGCGAUGGAGAGGAAGAUCGACCUCCUCGCCACCCGCCUGCUCAGCCUGGAGGGUCGGUCCGGCACGGCCGAGAAGAAGCUCCUGGACUGCGAGAAGACGGCCAUGGAGUUCGGGAACCAGCUGGAGAGCAAAUGGGCCGUGCUGGGCACCCUCAUCCAGGAGUACGGGCUGCUCCAGCGGCGCCUGGAGAACGUGGAGAACCUGCUGAAGAACAGGAACUUCUGGGUGCUGCGGCUGCCCCCCGGUCCCCGGGGCGAGGUCCCCAAGGUGCCGGUGACAUUUGUUGACAUUGCCGUCUACUUCUCGGCAGAGGAGUGGAAGAAUUUGGAGGAGUGGCAGAAAGAGCUGUACAAUAACCUGGUGAAGGAGAACUAUGAGUCUUUGAUCUCCCUGGACGGUGCCCUCUCCAGAAGCGAGGCGCAGCCCCGCAGCGAGCGCGGGGAGGGUCCCUGCGUCCCCGAGCAGAGGGAGCUGGAGCAGAGGGACCUGCCGCCGGACGCCUGCGCGGAGUCGCUGAUCUCCACCUCCGACAUCCUGUCCCGGAUCAAGCAGGAGGUGGCCUUCGUGGGCGAGCAGCAGUUCGCGGAGGAGCGGGCGAUGCCGGCGGACCCCUGCGCGGGCGCGGACGCCCUGAUCACGGCGCACGACUUCUUGUCGUGGAUCAAGCAGGAGGAAGAGCCCUGCGUCCGCGAGCCCUGGGAGCUGCCGGAGAGGGAGAUGCUGACGGGUCCCGGUCCCGCCGGCGAAGGGCUGCUGGUGAAGACGGAGGAGCGGUGCCCCCACGCCGAGCCCCCCGAGGAGGUGGGUUUGCCAGGCGGCUCCGGGGAGCUGCUCUUCCCCGGCGCGGGCUUCGGCAGCCCCGAGGGACAGGCAGCGGCGACGACGGCGGCGGCUCUGCCGGCACAGCACAGACUGGGCAGGGCCCCAGGCUCGGAAGCGGGGGCCGAGGCGGCGGGGGUCCCCACCGCCCCGCCGGGCCCCGCCGAGGAGCGGCCGCACGGCUGCGCCGAGUGCGGGAAGAGCUUCAGCGGGAAGAAAAGCCUGCGGAUCCACCAGCGGAGCCACGCGGCCGAGCGGCCCUACCCCUGCGCCGAGUGCGGCAAGAGCUUCAACUGCCACUCGGGGCUGGUGCGGCACCAGAUGAUCCACCGCGGCGAGAGGCCCUACAAGUGCGCCGAGUGCGGGAAGUGCUACAGCCGCAAGGAACACCUGCAGAACCACCAGCGGCUGCACACCGGCGAGCGGCCCUUCGCCUGCGCCGCCUGCGGCAAGAGCUUCAUCCGCAAGCAGAACCUGCUCAAGCACCAGCGCAUCCACACCGGCGAGCGGCCCUACCAGUGCCCGGCGUGCGGGCGCAGCUUCCGCUACAAGGAAUCCCUCAAGGAUCAUCAGCGGGUCCACGGGGCCGAGGCGGGGCCCCCCCCGCUGCCCCCCCCCGGCAUCAUGCCCCCCGGGGCGUCGCCGCCGCCGCCGCUCCCAGCGUGCGCCGCGCCCUCGGCAUGGCCGCUCUGCCCCGCCGCUGCUGAGGAGGCGCCGCUGCCGCCGCCCGCUCCGCUCCGCCGCCGCCCCCCCCCGCCGCCGCCCGCCGCGCCCCACAGGGCCAUGGCCGACUGGGCCCCCGCUCAGGACCUGGAGUGGGACAUGGAGUCCCAGGAGCUGGCCCUGGAGCAGCCCCUGCCCGCCCCCGAGCAGGGCCCGGCCGGGGAGGCCGAGCUGCCGGCCGCCGAAAUCUCCCUGACGCUUGUCACCGAGAUCCAGGCCGUGGACAGGAAGGUGGACGCCCAGGCCGCCCAGCUGAUGAACCUAGAGGGGAGGAUGAGGAUGGCGGAAACCAAGCUGAUCGGCUGCGAGAAGACGGCGGUGGAGUUCGGGAACCAGCUGGAGAGCAAGUGGACCGCGCUCGGCACCCUCAUCCAGGAGUACGGGCAGCUCCAGAAGAGGCUGGAGAACAUGGAGAACCUGCUGAAGAACAGGAACUUCUGGAUCCUGCGGCUGCCCCCGGGGGCGAAGGGGGAAGUCCCCAAGGUCCCUGUGGCGUUCAACGAUGCUUCGUUUAACUUCUCUGAGGAGGAGUGGAAGAGCUUGAACGAGUGGCAGAAAGAGCUUUACAGGCAUAUCAUGAAAGGCAACUACGAGGCCGUCAUCUCGAUGGAUGCUGCCAUUUCGAAGCCUGACCUCCUGUCACGGAUUGAGCAAGGAGAGGAUCCCAACGCGGAGGAUCAGGAUGACUCUGAGGGAGGAGAAACCCCUACAGACCCCAGCACCGAGUUCUCCUUUCCUGGGCCUGAUGACAGCUCGUGGAGUAAAUACGAAGAGACUCUGGCUGAAAGCCACGAGGGCUCUGAAGAAGAAGAGAGCAUGGAGGUCCCUAGUACAUAUGAACAGCAGUGCGAUGAGGAAGGUCCCGAAAGCCUUGAGCUUCCUAGCUCGUUGGCAGGAAAGUGGGAAGAGGUUUUCUCAAGCCCGGAGGAAGAGAUCAAGACGAGCGGCAAGAGCCGGAGCGGAUCGACCCCGCAGCAGAGAACGGCAACGGGCAACGGGCUGAGGCGCUCCGCUCGCCGCGGGAGGGACUUGGCCAAGAAGGACGCUCCUGAGGACGUGGCCGCAGACGAGGGGCCGUACAUCUGCUGCGAGUGUGGGGAGAGCUUCCUGGACAAGCAGCUCUUCGCCACCCACCAGAAAGCGCACGCCAGCGAGGAAGCCUGCACUUCCCUGGAGCACGGAGAAAGCUUCCGGCAGAAAUCCAAAGCCACUCCUACGAAAGGCCAAGGGCCCUCCCGCUCCAAACCGUCCAAGCGCCCCGACGGGGAGAAGAGCUCUGGUUUCAAGUACGGCUUUGUCAGGCACCAGGUGAACAACAUGGUGGAGAGGCCGUACACGUGCUCCCAGUGCAAGGAGAGCUUCAGCCUGGAAGUGAGCCUUAUCUUGCACCAGAAGCUCCACACGGGGAAGGGCGACGGGCCGCUGACGUGCACCUACUGCGGGAAGGACUUCCGAGACCUCUCCAAAGCCAUCCGCCAUCAGCGCAUCCACACCGGGGAGAGGCCCUACCAGUGCACCGAGUGCGGGAAGAGCUUCAUCCGGCGGGACCACCUGCUCAAGCACUGGCGGGUCCACACCGGGGAGACCCCCUACCAGUGUCCCGUCUGCGGGAAGCACUUCCGCUACAAAGAGUCCCUGAAUUGUCACCAGAAAAUCCACUCCCGCAACCCCCGGCCCAUGGAGGAUUCGCAGCACAACCUGGAGUCGGCGACUCAAACCGGCCACUUCUGCGUGAAAAAAGAAACUAAGCACCCGUGUCGGCCGCCCCCGCCGCCGCCCCGCCGCGCCGCGCCGCCCCGGGCCCAGCCCGAUGCCCGGCGGCGGGCGGAGGUGAAGGAGCGAGCGGGCGCUGGAUCCUCCCGGCCGCGGCCCCCGGGGCCCCGGGCAGGGAACAAAGGGGCCAUGGCCGAGGGGGCUCCCGCUCAGGCGCCGGAGCCGGUGCUGCCGCCGCGCUGCCCCUCGCCCCUCGGCCCCGAGCGCACCUCGGAGCGGGAGACGCAGACGGCCGAGCUGUCCCUGACGGUGGUGACGGCCGUGCAGGCGGUGGAGAGGAAGGUGGACUCUCAUUCCACCCGCCUGCUCGACCUGGAAGGGCGGACGGGGAUGGCCGAGAAGAAGCUGAUCGACUGCGAGAAGACGGCGGCGGAGCUGGGGAACCAGCUGGAGAGCAAGUGCGCGGCGCUGGGCACCCUCAUCCAGGAGUACGGGCUGCUCCAGCGGCGCCUGGAGAACAUGGAGAACCUGCUGAAGAACAGGAACUUCUGGAUCCUGCGGCUGCCCCCGGGCAGGAAGGGGGAAGUCCCCAAGGUGCCAGUGACGUUUGACGACGUGUCUGUUUAUUUCAACGACAAGGAAUGGGAGAAGCUGGAGGAGUGGCAGAAGGAGCUGUACAAGAACGUGAUGAAGGGGAACUAUGAGUCGCUGAUCUCCCUGGACUAUGCAAUUUCCAAACCCGGUGUUUUGUCUCAGAUCGAGCAAGGAGAGGAAUCGCGGGUCAGGAACGAGCAGGACUUAGAGGAGAGCGAGAUCAUUACCGAUGCCACCGCAGCUGGUAUAAGGGUUGUGAUCAAAACGGAGGAGCUCCUUCCUGAAGACAGCCCCGAAAACCCCGAGCUGCAUGGGAUGUCGGGGCAGUCGGAGGGGAGCUUCCAGAGUCCGGACGAGGAGGCAGCCUGCGAGAGCCCCUACGGCUCCGUCUCCCCUCCGAGGGACCUCCCGGGAACCAGCCUGGGUGACUCGUCCGAAUACGUAGCUGACUUCAAUGAGAUCCAGAGAGUCAUCGUGCACCACGGGAGCUGCACAGAGGACGGGAUCGUCAUCAAGACGGAGGAGGAGGAGGAGGAGGACGACCCCGACACCCUGGAGCCGUGCGCCAUGUUCUCGGGCAGGACCGAGCCGCCGGCGUUCCCCAGCCACGAGGCCGGGCUGGGCUGUGAGGCGCAGUGCAGCUCCAAAACGCAGCCCAGGAGCCUGGCGGCCGCCCGCGUGGGGAAACCCCCCGCCUGCGAGAGGGACUCCGGGGAGAUGAAGCCGGCCAUCGCCCAGCAGCGGAACCGGACGAGGGAGAGACCCUACAUCUGCCCCGAGUGCGGGAAGAGCUUCAUGCUCAAGAUCAACUUCAUGAUCCACCAGCGCAACCACCUCAAGGAAGGGCCCUACGAGUGCCACGACUGCGACCUCAGCUUUCGCAACAAGCAGCAGUUCCUGCUGCACCAGCGCAGCCACACGCGCCGCGGCGUGGGGGUCCCCCGGCGCCCCGAGCACGGCCUGAAGCCCCAGCCGCGGCCCCCGCCUCCGGGGAAGCCCUACAAGUGCUCCGAGUGCGAGAGCAGCUUCAGCCACAAGUCGAGCCUCAGCAAACACCAGAUCACCCACGUCGGGGAGCGGCCCUUCACCUGCGGCGAGUGCCGGAGGAGCUUCCGCUUGCAGAUCAGCCUCAUCAUGCACCAGAGGAUCCACGCCGGGAAGAGCGAGAUGGCCUUCCUCUGCCCCCAGUGCGGGAAGAACUUCACCCGGCCCUCCCACCUCCUGCGGCACCAGCGGACUCACACCGGCGAGCGGCCCUACCAGUGCAGCCAGUGCGAGAAGACCUUCAGCGAGAAGUCCAAGCUCACCAACCACUACCGCAUCCACACCCGGGAGCGCCCGCACGCCUGCGCCGUCUGCGGGAAGGGUUUCAUCCGCAAGCACCACCUCCUGGAGCACCAGCGCAUCCACACGGGCGAGCGGCCCUACCACUGCACCGAGUGCGGCAAGAACUUCACCCAGAAGCACCACCUCCUGGAGCACCAGCGGGCACACACCGGCGAGCGGCCCUACCCCUGCACCGAGUGCACCAAGUGCUUCCGCUACAAGCAGUCCCUCAAGUACCACCUGAGGACGCACAUGGGAGAGUGAGGGGCUGCCGACGGCUUCCUCUCCCUCCCUCCAUCCUUCCCUCCAGCCCUCCUCCUCCUCCUCCCCUCAUCUCUCCCACCCUCCCUCCAUAUCCCACCACCCCCCCUCCACCCCACCCCCCCCCGGCUCAGGGCAUGGACAUCAAGGAAGCUUUGUGUGGUAGCGCCGCUGGUCUGGUGGAGACGGCUAGGCUGAUUGGAAAUAAAUUAAUUAAUUAAAGCAAGCAACGCGCGGCAAAAUUAAAAGAUUAUAUAUAAAUAAAAUUAACAGAAGCAGCUGAUUUAGGGGGAAUCCUCACCGUCAGAAAAAAAAAGCAAACAAACCAACAACAAAAGAAACCUGUACAGGGUGUUUUGCCGGAGUAGGACUCUUAACUGCUUUUUAAAUCUACUGUUGUUUUUUUUUAAUAAAUGUGGAGGAACUUUUUAUUUGAUAAGCAAACUUAGGAUCGCCAAGAUUUUUUUUUUUUUUUUUUUUUUUUUUUAAAAAUGCUCUGUAGGCUGAUUCUGGCACAGUCACUUUUGUCCAGGAGCUCUGCAGAGGUGCUGCCUUGUCCCAGCUUUCCGGGCUGGACGCGACAGCCGCUCGGCAGCGUGAGGUGACAAGGAGCUCCCGGCCAGGGGGAGGUGAGUAAUAAAUAGAUCCAGAUGACGAGGAAGUUCUCCGUGUGUCUAGAGUUGAAGUGCUGAUAGGUGCCUGCCCGGCGCUCGGGGCUGUGAUGCACUCAUGAAUUAUACAAUAGAAUAAAAUACUAGUAAAAAAGAACCUUUUUCUGGUAGGACCCCAUCA
Tyto alba (common barn owl) is the source of this 6457-nucleotide messenger RNA. RefSeq lists its product as uncharacterized. The record is from RefSeq and is a predicted model, not a curated record. The coding region runs from base 71 to 5668 and encodes 1865 amino acids. Gene Ontology annotation, biological process: regulation of DNA-templated transcription. The transcript is spliced from 20 exons. NCBI's taxonomy places the organism in Eukaryota, Metazoa, Chordata, Aves, Strigiformes, Tytonidae.